Messenger RNA from Lagopus muta (rock ptarmigan), 2860 nucleotides. It is a transcript of the gene CCDC13, whose product is annotated as coiled-coil domain containing 13. The coding region runs from base 710 to 2860 and encodes 716 amino acids. The transcript is spliced from 16 exons. The record is from RefSeq and is a predicted model, not a curated record. NCBI's taxonomy places the organism in Eukaryota, Metazoa, Chordata, Aves, Galliformes, Phasianidae. Gene Ontology annotation, biological process: non-motile cilium assembly; cytoplasmic microtubule organization. Gene Ontology annotation, cellular component: centriolar satellite.
GCCUGUGGGAGCUUUAGCCACUGGUUUUGUCAGACCAAAGGUGCACUUGGCCUUAAACAGAAGGAGGGAGGGCUGGAACACUCUAGAAAACAGAUUGCCUUAAUCACAGUGAAAAGGGGGGUAGGCAUUGAAAUGGAUAGUGAUACUGCUGCUUUAAUGUUACCACUCAGCCCUUGGAAAGAUGGGGGAAGGUUGUCAGCCUGCUCUUGGUGCCCAAAGGAAGAGUGGAUAAACAGGGACCAUAGAAUCAUGGAAUGGCUUGGAUUGAAAAGGACCACAAUGCUCAGUUCCAACCCCCUGCUGUGUGCAGGGUUACCAGCUACCAGACCAGGUUGCCCAGAGCCACAUCCAGCCUGGCCUUGAAUGCCUGCAGGGAUGGGGCAUCCACAGCCUCCUUGGGCAACCUGUGCCAGUGCCUCACCACCCUCUGUGUGAAGAGACUUUCAGUCUCUGUAACAUGUUUGUUACACUGGCUUCGUUUCAGCCUCGGCUUGCUCUUCUCUAAAGAUGUUUGUUUUAAGUGUAUCUGUUUAAAAAAAAAAACAAACAUUUAAAAACACUUAUUUUAAUGUUAGAGUGAAGAUAGACCUGAAAAUUUCUUUUCAGUUUGAAAGGCAUCUGUGGUAAAAGGCCAUUAAAGUGAGGUUGUGAGGCUGAAGAGCACAGUGAGAGGAAGAGGUGGUGGCAGGGAGACUGUGCAAAGUAAGCAAUGGAAUCAGACAUAAGUGGGAACGAACAUUUUAAAAGCCAGUUUAAAGCUCUUCAGGUACAACAGCAGAGAAGACUACAGAAUCUAAUGGAGAGGAAGAAGGAAAAACAGAACAGUCAGAAGGCUAACAAUGGCAACGGAAAGGAGACUUUCAACAUCCUGACUGAUCUAAACUUGUUUGAAACAGAACAACCUGUAACCGAAGAUGACAGCAAAAGAUUGCUUGAGGUUGAGAAUGAACAACUCCACGAUCAGCUUCGAGAGGUCCGGGAUGAGAACUGCAGACUGUACAAACUGGUGACAGAGAAAGAUUUUGAAAUAAAGCAACUGCAGAAAAAAAUACAGGAGGAUCGAUUGGCUUUGUCAGGGACGUCUGGUUUAGCGGGGGAUGUGGCAGCUACUAAAAUAGUUGAACUGGCCAAAAAGAACCGUGAGAUAAUUGCUGAGACUGAGAGUGAAAAAGCCAAAGUGAAGCAACUGAACAACAAAGUCAAGGAGCUGGAGAGAGAACUACAGACAGCUGUGGAAAAAAUACAUUCUCUUGGUGGCAGUGAUGCAGGAAUCAAGCAAACAGCUCUGAAGAAGACAGAAGGAAACUUGGCUGAAAGUCCAGAGGUGAAAGCAUUGCAAGAAAAAUUAACUACAGCCAACUUCAAAGUGCUGGAGUAUCGUAACCAGCUGCAAUCUGCAAAACAGGAGCUGAAGAUGACCCACAAGCUCUUAGCAAAUGAAGUUGGUGAGGAUGUGAAUAUCCAAAGUCUCCUGACCAAUUCUGGCAGCUGGCGUGGGCGAGCCCAGCAAAUUCUUGUUCUCCAAAGGAAGGUUAGAGAGCUGGAGAAUCAGUUGGGUCAAAACAAGAGCAGAGCAUUACUGAGUGAAACGGAUGAGGAGCUGCUGGCUCUUACUGACCUGAGGAAGCUGUCAGCCCAAGAGAAGAACUUGCUGAAAAUUCGCAGUUUGGAAAAAGAAAGGAAAGAUGCCUUGGAGAAACUCACUGUGGAACACGAUGCCCUCAAAAAAAAUCAUGAGGAAGUGAAAAAAAACCUCGAUGCAACAAAAGCCAGGAACAAAGUGCUGUGCAGCGAAGUGAAAACCUUGAAGGGACAGAUCAUAACCCUGCUGGAGAAAGGAAAACACGAUGAUGAGCUCAUAGAUGCCUUACUGAGCCAGCAGAAACAAAUGCAGGAAAUCUUAAAGCACCUGAGCCAGCAGGACGAGAAGAACAAAGAAUCCCAGCAAUUGCUAGGACAGCACUUGAACAAUGAGGCUCAGAAACAAAACUGCCUUAUAGAGCAGCUCAGGCAGAUGGUGGCUGAACGAGAAGCAAAGGUUAAAGAGCUGGAAGAGGAGAUUGGGCAACUCACACUUCAGAAGAAAUCUGCCCAUCAAGGGGACAAUUCAGGAGCUGUUGUUACACCACCCUGUGCACAAUCAGAAGAUCUACGUUUUUGUGGGCUUAAUCCCCUGACAUCAGCCAGUGAUCAGGCUGGAAGGAUUGCAUCUGCUCGCACGGUGUCCAAGAUGGGCCAUAUGCUUAUAGAAUCAGCAGCUACCAAACCUUCCCUUCUCAGUAGCAACAUCACACCUGGAAGGCUUGCUGGCAUCGACAGCCUGGAUUUCAAAGUGCUGCAAAUGCAGAUCACAGAGCACAAGGCCCUGUGCCAGGCUGCAGAAGUGGAGAGAGACAGGCUCCUGGAACUGGUCGCUGUGCUGCAGAAAAGGAUAGAAGAAGGCAGUGACAAAGUCUUGGAAGCUGAGAAGAGACUUCAGGAAGAGCGGCGGCGAUGUGUCAUUUUGGAGCAGCAGCUUGAAAAACUACAAAUGGAUCCAGGGAGGCUCACAAGUACACAGAAACCUCCUCUGAGGAGCAAAACAGGUCAGUCUGCUGGUCAGUCAAGGCUGUCCUUGAACAUGAGUGAUAGGAAGGAGCUCUCUGCAGCCCAGCUGUCCAAGCUGCCUCUGGAGUCACAGAUAGAGGAGCUCAGCACAAGGCUUGUGAUCCAGCUGGAUGAGAAUGAAGCUCUGAAGGCUGCUUUGGAGACUACUGUGAGAAAGAAAGAGGAAGACUUUAAGCUGUACCAAGACACAAUGGACCAAGUGAAGGAUAUCUUUCUACAGGCCAUUCGGCAGCAGAAACAAGAGAAGAGUUAA